Molecule: messenger RNA, 936 nt
Organism: Acanthamoeba castellanii str. Neff
Lineage: Eukaryota; Discosea; Longamoebia; Acanthamoebidae
Exons: 3
Coding region: 1-936 (311 amino acids)
Source: RefSeq, a predicted model, not a curated record
AUGGAUGCACAGCAAGACAGUCAAGGCGGAGGGGAGGACAGGAAGCGGUGGCGCCAGCACGCCAUACGGGGCCAGCCCCCGCCCAAGCCCCUCGGGUCCGCUCCGCCGAGCAAGCCGCCACCGCCCGCACCCUCGGCCAAGCCCGGUGGUGGAGAAUGGGAAGGCGGGGAGGAGUGGGGAGGAGGAGGAAGCGGCGGUGGGUACGGCGUCGUCGCCGACCGAGCGCCCGCGCUGCCGCCCUUGCCGCAGCCCGCACCGCGCCCGGCUGCAGCCGGGUCCGCCGGACAUCAGCAGCAACAGCAGCAGCAGAUCGCCCAGCAAAUCAUGCAGCGGCUGCAGCGACAGCGAAGCGCCGACGUCGCGCCGCCGGAGGAGCUGCCGCCCAUCGAGAGCCGCGAGAGAGCUGCGACGGUGGCCACCGGGGCGAGCGACGAGUACUACCUCCAGCCCAGGCCCAGCGCGUCGUCGUCGUCGACUUCAACCUCGUCGCGCCGCAUGCCGCCUCCGCUUCCGCCCAAGCCCCGCAGCAGCGACGCCCUGGCGUCGUUGGGCUCCGGGAGCCACGCGCCCGCACCGCACGCCCUCACGCGGCGCCUCACGACCGACGGCCCGACCACCGGCAUCACCUGGCGCCGGUCGCGCACCCUGCGGCACAUGAGCGAACAUGAAGACGGCGACGAUGACGACGACAAUGAAGACGACCACCACAACGAAGCUUCGGCGCCGCCGCUGCCCGACAUGCCGCUGCCGGUCAGGCUCAUGGGGCAGGAGGACAUCAAGGACAAGCUCUACUCGAGCCGCGGCAUCUCGCGGCGGAUGACCAGCGGCGACACGCUCAGGGAAGGCGGUGGCAGCGGUAGCGGCGGCACGGUCACGGACGACCACCGCCACAGCCACGCUGAGAGGCGGCGGCGGCAUUCCCACGAUCACGACUGA